This is a messenger RNA of Triplophysa rosa, 718 nucleotides long. RefSeq names its product fatty acid hydroxylase domain-containing protein 2-like. Gene Ontology annotation, molecular function: C-4 methylsterol oxidase activity. The transcript has 5 exons. The record is from RefSeq and is a predicted model, not a curated record. Gene Ontology annotation, biological process: sterol biosynthetic process. Bases 94 to 642 code for a protein of 182 amino acids. NCBI's taxonomy places the organism in Eukaryota, Metazoa, Chordata, Actinopteri, Cypriniformes, Nemacheilidae.
AGUUAAUGGCGCAGAUAACACUGUGCUGUAAACAGAAUAAAUGCGGAGCUGCUGCAGAUCCUUAUAGACAUAAGAAACAAGCUGUCAGACAGUAUGGCCACGGAAAAUACUGGAGGACUUUGGGAUUCAUUGAAGAAAGCAGCUUUUGUCAUUGGAUCUGGACUUUUCUUCCUGGUCGCAUUUAGGAACUCCGUAACAUGGCAUUUGCAGAAGUUUUGGGGAGCAUCUGGAGAUUUCUGGCAGACACAGUGGACUAAACUUCACUUGGCCUUUGGUGAAAAUGAGGCUGCCUUGUUUUUUAUUGGAACCAUGUUGGUACCCACUCUUUCUUUUUGGUUGUUUAAUGCCCUCCUGAUGGUGGUUGACACAACUGGGAAACCAAACUUCAUCACUCGCUAUAGGAUACAGGCGGACAAAAACAAUCCGGUGGAUUCGACCCGGUUGCGUCAUGCAGUGAAAAAGGUGCUUUUCAACCAGGUCUUUCUGUCAGGACCGCUGGUGGUGCUGACCUACAUAGUGAUGAACUGGCGUGGCAAGCCGUGUGCUCCUGAGCUGCCCACUUUUCACUGGGUCCUGUUGGAGCUGGUGUUCUGUGGCCUUAUAGAGGAAAUACUGUUUUACUACACUCACAGGUCAGCAUGAAUUUCUGCCGAUCAUUUCAUGUAUAGGUCAGGUGAUCUUUAAUACAGGUUGUUCCUGUGGGUCAAGCAUUUUUUAA